This is a messenger RNA of Parnassius mnemosyne (clouded apollo), 276 nucleotides long. Lineage: Eukaryota; Metazoa; Arthropoda; Insecta; Lepidoptera; Papilionidae. The record is from the annotation of a GenBank genome assembly.
AUGGACAGGUGUAGAUGUGAGGACUAUGCGGCCGCUGUCUCCAAGUUAAAGUUCUACACGGUGGGGACAUUGAGGCCAGAUAUCAUCGACAAUUACGAUGGGUCUGGAUACAAAGUAAGCUGGAUAAGGCAUGGUGUGGAUUCCGAAGAUUUAAAAUUUGAAAAACCUAAAGUGUUAGCUAUUCGGGAGCUGCAAAUGACAGAAAAUCAAUUGUCAGACGAGAGUCGCAAGAUCGAACAGAUGUGGUGUCCUUAUAUGAAUUCCAUUUCGCGGUGA